UGUUCAAGAUUUACAACAACUAAACAGCAAUCAUGAAAACAGUUGAGAAUUUUUUCCUUGUGAUUUGUGGAAUUUUUGUUAUCAGCGUUAGCGCACAUCUUAGAGACAAUAAUGAAUAUUUCAAUAACCGUCCCAGAGAUUGUACAGACAUUGAUAUCAAACGAAAGAGUGGUGUCUAUAAAAUUUACCCAAAAGGCUCAGCUGAUGGAUUUAACGUAUAUUGUGAUAUGACGACGGAAAGUGUGAACGGCGGCUGGACGGUGUUCCAAAGGAGAAUAAAUGGUAAAGUAGAUUUUUACAGAGGUUGGAAAGAAUAUAAAGAAGGAUUUGGUAGUCUGCAGAAUGAAUUUUGGUUAGGCAAUGACAGACUCCAUGUUCUGACGUCACAAGGGAAAUAUGAAAUGAUGAUAACCAUGGAAGAUUUCUCCAAUCAGAACCGUUAUGCUAAAUAUGAUAACGUUAAAGUAGGCGAUGAGGAAUCAAAAUACCUGUUGACUUAUGAUUCAGAAAGGGGUAAUGCAGGUAGCUAUAAAUCAAAGCUUCUAUAA
Mytilus californianus (California mussel) is the source of this 548-nucleotide messenger RNA. Its product is annotated as fibrinogen-like protein A. Lineage: Eukaryota; Metazoa; Mollusca; Bivalvia; Mytilida; Mytilidae. The transcript is spliced from 4 exons. Bases 33 to 548 code for a protein of 171 amino acids. The record is from RefSeq and is a predicted model, not a curated record.